AUUGAAAAGUGCUUGUGCACAGUUGAUCAUGGCUACAGAAGUGACUGGUACCCGAUUCACACUAAACACAGGGGUAGAGAUCCCGGCCCUUGGAUUAGGAACAUGGCAAUCUGCCCCGGGACAGGUGCAAGCUGCAGUCUACCAUGCGUUGAAGGUCGGAUAUAGACACGUAGAUGCCGCACUAUGCUACCAGAACGAGAAGGAAGUUGGAAGGGGGAUUGCACAGGCUGUCAGGGAAGGGAUAGUCAGGCGAGAAGACAUUUUUGUGACGACGAAGCUAUGGAAUACGUAUCACAGACGGGUAGACGAAGGGCUAGAGAUAAGCUUAAAAGAUCUUGGGUUGGAGUACGUGGAUUUGUAUCUUAUGCAUUGGCCAGCACCGAUGAAUCCGAAUGGAAACCACCCGCUUUUUCCCAAGCUCCCCGAUGGAUCCCGGGAUAUCGACUGGUCACGGUCCCAUAUCGAUAGCUACAAGGACAUGGAGAAGCUCCUCGCGUCCGGCAAAGUGAAGGCGAUUGGCGUUUCGAAUUACAGCCUCAAGUACCUUCAACAGCUCCUUGAGCACGUUUCGGUUGUGCCUGCAGUGAAUCAGAUCGAGAACCACCCACUUCUGCCGCAGCAGGAGAUUGUUGAUUUCUGCAGAGAGAAAGGAAUCAUGGUCACGGCAUAUAGCCCUCUGGGGAGCACAGGCGGACCGCUGAUGACGAGCGACGCGGUGGUUGAAGUUGCGAGGAGAAAAGGCGUUUCGCCGUCGACGAUUUUGUUGAGCUGGCAUGUUGCACGUGGUUCCUGCGUCCUCUCAAAGUCCGUCACACCAUCGCGCAUCGAAGCCAACCUCCAUCUCGUUAAACUGGACGAGGAUGAUAUGAAAAUAAUUGCAAAAUUUACGGCGGAAUCGGUAUCUCGAGACGGGUUUACAAGGUUUGUCUAUCCGCCGUUCGGAAUCGACUUUGGCUUCCCCGACAAGACGUUGAAGGAUUGAACCUGGUGUGUGUGUGUGUGUGUGUCUUUUUUUGUUUAUUAGGUCAAGGGCAUCAUGUAACUAGAUAGCUACCCAUCUGGCGCAAUCAGGUCUAGCGAGUCACUAUAUUUCAUG
Molecule: messenger RNA, 1096 nt
Organism: Coccidioides posadasii C735 delta SOWgp
Lineage: Eukaryota; Fungi; Ascomycota; Eurotiomycetes; Onygenales; Onygenaceae
Product: H/ACA snoRNP pseudouridylase subunit
Cellular component (GO): cytosol
Molecular function (GO): aldose reductase (NADPH) activity
Source: RefSeq, a predicted model, not a curated record